Molecule: messenger RNA, 546 nt
Organism: Zychaea mexicana
Lineage: Eukaryota; Fungi; Mucoromycota; Mucoromycetes; Mucorales; Lichtheimiaceae
Exons: 1
Coding region: 1-546 (181 amino acids)
Source: RefSeq, a predicted model, not a curated record
AUGGAAAAAGAAGAUGCCGAUUACCUCGCCAUGCUUAACAACAAGACCAUCAAUCCCGAUCCACGGCAGCAAGAGCAGCAACAAUCAAGCUCCCCGGCAAUUAACGUAAAUACAGCCGAACCGUUUGAAGCGUUGACUUCGGCCUGCCACGCAAUCACCGGCUCGUCCAAAGAACUCUCACUUGUUUCAGAAACAGACGCACCGUUUGAAUGGGUUAGCACCAACUGGUCAAGCGAUGAUCUGCCUACAGCCCAAGAUAUUCUCAAGCUCGGCUGGGCUGACGACAUGAACGCGAGCAGAAGCAAAACGUUGGACCAGUUCUUCGAACCAAUGACAGACGAAAAUAAUGAUCCGUAUGGUCAAGCAAAGCGAUACCAAGCGCUGCAUAAAAAACUUAAAGAGGUGUUCAGCGAUAAACCAGCCAAAGUAUAUCUUCUUGGAGAAGAAUCAGUCACUGUGCUGAUACUCGGUAUAAUCUCUAGCAAAGGUGGCAGUGAACGUACGCGGGCUUUGGCUGGCUUACGCAGUUUACUGGUUCAAACAUGA